GAGUGGCUGCACGCAAGACAACGGUCUCAGUGCCCGGCGGAAACCAACUGACUCGCUGACCCUCUGCUCCGCUGAUCUGAAACACUGAAGAGAAUGCAGGAGGAUGGCAAGGUUGUUGACGGCAGUCUCCUGGGCGAUGCCAACGGGAUGGAGCCGGUGCCAGGGCGACAGAAGAACUCUGGGAAAUGGCAGCGGCCGCGCUUCACCCGCAAGGCCCUGAUGAGGUGCUGCCUGGUGAAAUGGAUCCUGUCCACCACCACGCCACAGGGACAAGACAGCAGUGACAGCGAUCUGGAGCUGUCCACGGUGCGACACCAACCCGAGGGUUUGGACCAACUGCAGUCUCAGACCAAGUUCACCAAGAAGGAGCUGCAGUCCCUCUACCGGGGCUUCAAGAAUGAGUGCCCCAGCGGUUUGGUUGAUGAGGAGACCUUCAAGACCAUCUAUUCUCAGUUCUUCCCCCAGGGAGAUGCCACCACAUAUGCUCACUUCCUCUUCAACGCUUUCGACCAGGACAGAAACGGCUCUAUUCGUUUUGAGGACUUUGUGAUUGGACUAUCUGUACUGCUCAGGGGGUCUGUGACUGAGAAGCUCAACUGGGCCUUCAACCUCUAUGACAUCAACAAGGAUGGCUACAUCACAAAAGAGGAGAUGUUGCUCAUCAUGCAGUCCAUCUAUGACAUGAUGGGCCGGUACACUUACCCCAUGGUGCGAGAUGAAGCACCUUCCGAACAUGUGGAAAAGUUCUUCCAGAAAAUGGACAGGAAUCGAGACGGGGUGGUGACAAUCGAUGAGUUUAUCGAGACCUGUCAGAAGGAUGAGAACAUCAUGAGCUCCAUGCAGCUGUUUGAGAACGUCAUUUAGAACCAAACAAAUGUAACGGAACAUUUGCACCAAUCCACUUUGUCCCUGAACCCAGACCAUCCACGGAGCACCACUUCCCUGGACCACCCACCUCUAUAGUCACUUAAGAACACACACACACACACACACACACACACACACACACACACACACAGAAGACAAAUACAUUCUAGUAGAGGAUGUGGAACAAACCACAUACAGCAUAUACAGUAUGUAGAUACUCAGAAAAAGACUCUUCUAUUUCUACGGUUUAAAAAAGAAGUCACAGAAGGACCAAGAUGGACACUGAGAGAGAGAGAGUGAGAGAGAGAGAGAGAGAGUGUGUGUGUGUGUGUGUGUGUGUGUGUGAGAGAGAGAGAGUCCACACUCAGACCUGCAUUCAUCUUCUCAUCCCCCCCUGAAACAGGUCUUCUGCUGCUGAGUUUAGUCUCUCGGUGUGUAUGUGUGUGUUUAUGUGUGUGUGAGAGAGAAAGAGAUAGAGAGUGUGUGUGCGUUCGUGUGUGUGUUUGAGAGAGAGAGUCCACACUCAGACCUGCAGUCAUCUUCUCAUCCUCCCCUGAAACAGGUCUUCCGCUGCUGAGUUUAGUCUCUCUGUGUGUGUAUGUGUGUGUUUGUGUGUAUGAGAGAGAAAGAGAUAGAGAGAGAGUGUGUGUGUGUGUGUGUGUGUGUGUGUGUGUGUGUGUGUGUGUGUGUGUGUGUGUGUGUGUGUGUGUGUGUGUGUGUGUGUGUGUGUGUGUGUGUGUGUGUGUUUGUGUGUGUGUG
Molecule: messenger RNA, 1626 nt
Organism: Sardina pilchardus (European sardine)
Lineage: Eukaryota; Metazoa; Chordata; Actinopteri; Clupeiformes; Clupeidae
Gene: kcnip3a
Product: Kv channel interacting protein 3a, calsenilin
Exons: 9
Coding region: 94-864 (256 amino acids)
Biological process (GO): regulation of potassium ion transmembrane transport; negative regulation of transcription by RNA polymerase II
Cellular component (GO): nucleus; voltage-gated potassium channel complex
Molecular function (GO): RNA polymerase II cis-regulatory region sequence-specific DNA binding; potassium channel regulator activity; calcium ion binding
Source: RefSeq, a predicted model, not a curated record